Spirodela intermedia is the source of this 6305-nucleotide messenger RNA. The record is from the annotation of a GenBank genome assembly. NCBI's taxonomy places the organism in Eukaryota, Viridiplantae, Streptophyta, Magnoliopsida, Alismatales, Araceae.
AUGGCAAGCCUCAGGUCUUAUUCCGGCGCCACCACCACCACCAUCGCGGUGGUUGUCCUCGCCGUGGGUGCUCUCCUUGGCCUUUUCAUGGGCUCACCUCCUACCAAGUCCUCUUACCACGCCCUGUACCUCUCCCUGGCCGAUAACUCCACCGUCUCCCGGCACCUCUUCGCCCUCACUCGCCGGCCGCACGUCGCCGGAACGCCGGCCAACGGCGAGGCGGCGGCUUACGUCGCCGCCACCUUCUCUUCCCAUUCUCUCCGCACCCACAGCGUGUUCUACGAGGUGGCUCUGAGCUACCCCGUGCGCCGCUCGCUCACCCUCUCGCAGUCUCAGAGUGAUCCGCCGGUCGCCUUCGAGCUCCUGCAGGAGAUCUACGCCGACGGACCCUCAGCGAAGGUGGCCGAGGAGGUGAUCCCCACAUUCCAUGCCUAUGCCAAGUCCGGCACCGCCGCAGGGCCCGUGGCCUACGUGAACUACGGCCGGGUGGAGGACUACGCGGCUCUGCGGGCGAUUGGGAUCGACGUGGCGGGAUCCGUAGUCCUGGCGAAGUACGGGAAGAUCUUCCGCGGGGACAUUGUGAGGAACGCUGAGGCUGCCGGAGCGCUAGCGGCGGUGGUGUACACUGAUCGGAAGGACUACGGCGGAGGGAAUGGCGGCAAGGGAUUCCCCGAGGGGCGGUGGAUGCCGCCGAGUGGGGUGCAGAUCGGGACUCUGUACAGGGAGCUGGGGGAUCCCACGACCCCAGGGUGGCCAAGCGUGAGCGCCUGCGAGAGGAUCGGCAUCGAGGAGGUGGAGGCCAGCGGGGUGCUUCCGCAGAUACCGUCGCUUCCCGUGUCCGCCAUUGAUGGGGAGGAGAUCCUCCGGUCGGUUGGAGGCCCCGCUGCGGCGGCGGACUGGCAAGGUGUAGAAGGAGGUCCUCUGCGCAGAGUCGGGCCGGGGCCCGGCUUCCUCAACCUGACCUACGAGGUGAGUGAAGCGUCUUGAAUCUACAGCGUGCAAGUCCGAGCCCUCUGCAAGAUUUCAUUCACAGACGCAUUCGGUUUCCUUCUUGAAUUCAUGAGAAGGAUGGCGCAUAACCUGCUCGUGAAAUGGUAACAGGGGAACACCACCAUGGCCACCAUUCAAAAUGUGUUUGGCAUCAUCGAAGGGGAACAUGAGCCUGACAGGUGAGCUUGAUCGUCUUCCGAUUCUGCAUCCCUGAUGCUUGAAUUUGUUGACAGAGAAAGCAUCGCUCCAGUUGAGCUUCUUGCAAUGGAAAUAACCAGGGAUCUAAAAUAUAGAUAGAUGAAUGCUCAUCUCCAGUAUAUCUGCUAGGCACUGUUUUGAGACUGAUCAUCGAAAUUAAUUGUUCUGCUGUAUGAUAUAUAGCCAUUAUAAUCGUCCUUGUUUUGAGAAAAAAGUCAGUGCCUGUAAAAAUAAGAUAACUUUUGAAACAUUUUGAAAGACGAAAAUGAAUUUUAAAUAUCUGACAAAAAAUAUCAUAUGUAUACAUAUGAAUAUUAUCUGAUUUAUAUUUCUAACUUGUAUUUCUAAAUUAUAUGAAUAUAAUUUUAGAAAAAUUAGCCGUUGUCUUGCUACCUAAACAAUCAGGCAGUCGUGGCUCACCACCUUACUCAUGUUUAAAAUCUUACAUGGUUGUACCAGUUGCAGUUGAAACAAGGAUGAUGUCAGGGAUCAAUGAGCAUGCUGGGAAAAUUGUGGUUUAUUUUUGGUCAUUUUUAUUUGUUUAUAGAGAUCUUUUACUUAAAAUGGUAUCUCCAGAAGUUCAAUCUCUUCACUUAUUUCGACUUAAGCUUCACUAGAUUAAUGUGCCGGAUGCCUACAUCUUUCCUGAUGUGUAACCUGAAGUUUAAACCUUAUAUUCGCUGUAAGCGUGCCUGAUCUACCAUCCACCUAUUAUCCAUUGUAACAUUCUUGUAAAUAGUAGAAUUACCACCAGAAAACGCUCAUAAACUUAUCCUAGCAAACCCUCAGCCCACUACCUUAAUUUAUAUCCCAUUAGUCAUUUAUUUCCAAUUUUAAUAAGCCCAAGCUCGUAAGAAGAGAAAUAGUGGAGUCUCAGAAGGAAAACGUCCUGCAUUAGAUGGUAAUACUAGAUGUUUCUGAAUCUUGGACGUUCGUGGCAGGGGAUAUGGAUGGCUGCUAUGAUCCUUUAGAGCCCUAUCCCAUGAACAACUAUUCACAUUUUAGAGAGGAGAGGCUAGUGUUGAACAUUUGAUGAAUCCAAGAUAACUAUAUCUAGAGUACCAUCGUCUGGGUCUGAGGAGCCAAUGAUGCUCUUCCGUAUGUGUUUCUGAAUGUCAAUGGUGGCAUCAACACGAAUGUGGUGAAUCAUUCUCAGCUUUUUUAGCCUCCAGAAAAAUUAGAGGACAUCAAACGAUUUUGCUUUUUUUCUAUAUAAGUAGAUUCUUCAUUGUAUUAUGCUAUUCUAUGAGUUACACUUUUAGAUAUUUAUUUUUUAAUGCUACGGCGUAUUGUUAUGUUUGUAUGGAAAAUGAUCCACCGUGGAGAAAGAGUGUCGUCCAGAUUAAUUUCCCUAGCCGUUGCAUGUUGGCGUAUAUAAUUGUUCCCCCCACACGUGCCAAUCUGACAAGCACUGGCAUGCAUGAUAGUUCCUGUAUAUGACAAGAAACCCCUAUAUUCGUCUGCUUUGUAGGGCGUUUGAUUUAAUGUUUUCAUGUUCGCAGAUAUGUUCUUCUUGGUAAUCACCGUGAUGCAUGGACAUUCGGUGCAGUGGAUCCCAAUAGUGGUACUGCUGCUUUGCUUGAGGUAACAAUAGAUAUUUUGGGUUCUGUAUAACCCGGACUUCAUGGAAUUCACUAAAUUUCAGAUGGAAAGAUAGUUGCUUUUCCGAGUACGACAUGUUUUUUUGUGGUUCUGCUGUCUAUUUCAUCUUUCUCUCAUGCAUUUGUUCUAGAGAGGACCAUAAUUCCUAAAGGCCAUGACUUGCCCUCUUCCUUUUCCAUCUGGACGUUGAGACCGUUAAAGCUGCCAUUGUUUGUUCCUGGGUCGUUCUUCCCACUCUUCUACUGUUUUUACAAGAGUUCUAGAUCGAGUUUUCAAAGUAGUUGCUCAGCACCACAAUAGAAUUCUAUAUCAGAUUUUAGACGGUGAUAUAAAGUUGAUAGGAUAUAUAUUCUUGGUCAAAGUUUUUUUAUCAAAUUGUCAAUUCUGAUUCCUUUUCAUUGUCCUUUUAUUCUUCAACCAACGAAAGAUUGCUCAGAGGCUGGAGAUGCUACAGAAGAGAGGAUGGAAACCUCGAAGAACCAUUGUCUUUUGCAACUGGGAUGCUGAGGAGUAUGGACUGGUCUCUCCUUUUAACUGUUCCACUCCUCUGUUUGCACCAUCUCCUCCAACAUUGCCAUCACAUUCUAAUUCUAUUGCAGAUAGGGUCUGCUGAAUGGGUUGAAGAGAAUAGAGAGAUGUUAGCUUCAAAAGCAAUUGCUUACUUAAAUGUAGAUUGCGCAGUCAGAGGGCCAGCAUUCCAUGCCUCUGCAACCCCUCAACUUGAUGAGCUCCUCGAACAAGCAACAAAGGAUGUAUGCCAUCCAUGGUCCCAUUUCUCCAGAUUAACUUAUCUCUGGAAUAUUUCAAUGGUUUAAUGGUGUCUGCAGGAUAUUUCUUACAUGGUGUUGUUUUUAGUGAUUCUUUGCGGCUCAUAUCAUCCUAGGUCUCUUGCUGUUGGGCAAAAAAGAAGAAAGAAAAUAUGUACCCCCCCGGGACGAUAUACCUGAGAAGCUAUUAACAGCUAUCUAUCUUAUUGCUGUUAUUCAUAAAUUCAAUGUCGCGUGUAGGUUCCUCAGACGCUAUAAUGCUUUAGUUUUUAGUACUGGCAAUAGCUGAUUUAUUUUCUAUACUUUAAUGCUAAGGAGUCGACUGACUUACCAUAUUUGGAGAAUUUUGAUGGCUUUUGUACUGUGGUUUAGUUGCUGAAACUUUAUUGACGUCUUGUUUUAUUUUUGAAGGUUCAAGACCCAGACAACUCCCUAGGUACCUUGCACGAUUCAUGGGUUGGAUCAAACGAAAAGCCGAUGGUGGGUGCUCAAAUCUUUCAAUCCUUUUGCCAUUUCUAGACCUUAUCCAUAUUCUUGCCGAUCUAAUUUAAUGAAGGAAGACUGCCAGUCCCCAUGUCUUGCACAUAUCAAGUCAAUAGAGAAAGCUUAUCUGAUGAUAACUUUGAUAUUCCAUGUUUGCUUCACCUGUUCCACGAUUCUGGAGAAAUUUAGGUAUUGCCCUAAGCUUACUGAAGUAUUUUACUUGAAGAUCGGAAGGUUAGGAGGGGGUGGAUCAGAUUAUGCAGCUUUUUUACAGCAUGCUGGAGUUCCUUCAGUUGACAUGUCCUUUGGUGAAGGUAUAAUUAAUUUUUUUAAGAAUAAUUUUGAUUAAACUACACUUUUGGAAACUCUUCAUGAUAACCAUAAUAACUAUGAUUCUCGUGUUUUUCAGGAUACCCAGUUUAUCAUUCCAUGUACGAUCACUUCACCUGGAUGCAAAGGUUUGGUGAUCCAAUGUUCCUUAGACAUGCCGCAGGUGCUUUUAGCUACUUCUAGCUCAAUUUCCACCUACCUUUCAGUCUCUAAUCCUAUUAAAUCACUUUCCAAAGUUUCCUGUUUUCCUUAUUUGAUCACUGCGAAGUCGUUCAAUAUAUUGACCAGGCUCAGCGACCAAGUCUCGUCCCCAUUACUACGUCUUUCCUCUUGCUUGUUGUGAACUAUCCCAUUCUGUCGUGAUUGAAGUGAUGUGCAUCCAUGAACAGAUUUUUUUUAUUUUAUAUUCCGGUACAAUUAACUUAUAAGUAAAAAACUAGUUCAUAUUCAUUGCUGCCCAUUUUCUGGACUAUCAAUCAAUGAGCCAUCAUCAAAGGCACCUAUUUUUUGAUUUUACAGUUUAGGUGCAAUUAACUUGUAAAUAAAAAUGUAUUUCAUAAUCAUAGGCACCUAUUUUUGGAGCCAUCAUCAACACAGAUGACCAAAAGUCUAGCAGGAGAGCGUCUACUAAUUUCCUUUCUUGACUUCUAGCUGCAAGUAUAUGGGGAUUAGUAGCUCUACGGCUCGCAGAUGAUGAGUUCUUGCCCUUCAAUUAUACGUCCUAUGCUCGCGAGCUCCAGGUGCAUAUACCAGUAUAUUUAUGUUCAUUUUUCUCUUUUUUUUAUUAUUUUCAUAAGUUGAUGUCAGGCAUUUCAUUCUUCAUAAGCUUUUUUUGUAUUCGAUUAGAUUUUCUCCUUCUAUUAAUUUGACACCCAAACAUAUUAAAUCCAAGACCCGGGCCAUUCAUUUCGUUUUUCUCCAAGGAGAUCUAAACGCAUGGUAGAUAUUUCCUCACUGGAAUAGAACAAGGCGCAGUCUCUCUCUCUCUCUCUCUCUCUCUCUCUCUCUCUCUCUCACACACACACACACACACACACACACAAUUAAAACCAUGAGAUUUCAUCAGAAAAACAUACAUUUAUGGGUAAAUGCAUAGACUUGUGAUAUAUUUUGUUCAUACCCAAUUGGAGCACUGAACUCAAACAUGGCAGAAGUAUAUAAAAAAAAACCCGUGAACAUGGAGAAUAUGUUUGAAGCCACUCAAACUUGAUCAACCCAAAGGAACAAGUUUCAGAAAACCGAGGAAGAUGGGUGUAAUCUGGGUAUAAUCCGGUCCCUUUUUUGAUAGAUGCGCACAAAGGAAUUGGAAGGAAAGCUGCAGGGUGCACCCAUAAGCUUCACCCCCCUCCACAAGUCCAUUGAAGAACUCAGCAAGGCGGCAGAAAGAAUAAACGAACAGAAGAAGGUAUCUCCACGAAUCUCGGACGAAUCCCUGUGGGUGAGAGAGUAGCAGACCGCCUCCACCUUUUUGUUGAGAUUCUUAUACCAGAUGGGUUCUGUUCCUCAGGCAUUGCAGUCAUCGAAGUGGACGAAGAACAGAUCACAGAAAGUGAGGGAGUUGAACGACCGGUUCAUGAUGGCGGAGAGGGCCUUCAAAAGCGCAGAGGGGCUUCCGGGCCGGCCGUGGUACAAGCAUUUGGUGGGUACUCUUCCUUAAUCUGAAUUGCACACGUGGCAAGGAAAUGGGCCCAUAUCACAGGGUGCUGCCACUUGGCUUCUCUCUACCAAGAAUUAACGCUCGUCUUUUCACAGGUGUUCGGCCCGUCGACGGAGAACGACUACAACUCGGCGUCGUUCCCUGGGGUUGAGGACGCCGUAGAGCAGGCUAGAAGGGAUGACUCGGCCGAGUCCUGGCGAGUCGCCCAACACGAGGUCUGGAGGGCUGCCAGGGCCGUGGCCCAGGCGGCGCUUGUUCUCAACGGACAACUCUCUUGA